GCCCCACGGGAUCAGAGCGCUCCCCCGCCGGGACUCCGCUCCUCACAUCCUCCUGCUGGGACCCGGCUACAUUUCCAGCCAAGCCUGGCUUUAUUAUGUGUCUCUGCAGUGCAGCCCCAGCAGCCGGAUCGGGAGGAGGAGAGCCAGCGACCACAAAGAAGACAGGAGCGCAAGGGAGGCUGGCGGGCGGGCCGGCGCCGGCUGGAGCGCGGAGGAGCCGGGGCGCAGCCGCCGCCGCCACCGCUGCCCGGGAGGACGGGAACCCGGCAGCCGCCUGCUCAUCCUCCUCCACCACCGCGGCCGCCACCCCCCCCCUCUUCGAGCCCCUGGCCCAUGGAGGCAGCUAGCGGGGCCGGCGACUUGGCACCGGCCUGGGGAUCGGCUGCGCGCCGCGCGCUGAGCACCGCAGCCCGAGGGCAGGCAGCGGCGGCCCGGCGCACGGGCUGAGCAAUGCCCCGGGUACCAGCGUGCCUGCCCGCCGCCGCCUGAGCGCCCCCGCGCGCCCCUUCCUUCUCCGGGGGGCGAGCGCCGGACCAAGCCGAGAGCCAGAGAAGGGGGCGUGAGCCAGGGGCCCCGAGCUGCGGCUUCCGAGCCACUGCGGCCGUUUCGAGCCCCCCAAAGUAGGCUGAGUUGAGGGUCACCCCUCCCCAUCCAUCAUAAUCUCCAAACCAGGCGUUUGGGUAUUUUUUUAGCCAUUAAUAUUUAUUAUUUCUUGGUGCGGCGGGGGAUAUUUGAAGGCUUUUUUUUUUUUUCCGGGGGGCACUGAGCUUCCACGCUCACGACCGCCUCCCGGUCUCCUCCCCCACUGAGACCCCUUCUAUUACAGCCCCGUUCCCCCUCCUCAUAUGGGUUCAUUGUGAGCUCCGCACCGGGCUGCGUGGCCGGACGCCUGCAAACUUUGCACAAAAAUCCGGCAAGGGGCGGAGGAGGAGAAGGAGGAGGAGGGUGAGGGUGGCGGUGGGAGGGAGGGGGCCGCAGGGGCCGGGGGCCGGCGGGGGGUGGGGAGGAGGAGGGGGGCGGCUUUUUUUUUUUUUUUUUUUUUUUUUUGCAUAACUCGGCUCGGCCGAGUGGCCUCCGGACUCCCCGCGCCGCUGGGACCGCCACUGGGACCGAGAGCCCCCAACUGCCGCAUUGCAACAGGCAGGGCCCCGGCGCGCCCCCCGGGCCUCCCCCCGCCCCCGAGUGUCCUCGGCCAGCCUGGGCCGAUCCCCCCUGGAAGGCCGCCCCGGACCUGCGAUCCGUUCCCCACGGCCGCCGACCCGGCUGCAAAAAAAAAAGUUUCCGAGAGGCAGGCGGAGGAGAAGGGGGAAAAGGGCAGCCCGGAGCGGCGGGGGGCGGCGGGGGGAGCCGGCCGCGGAGGGCGACGGAGCGCCGGGAGCCCCGGACAUGUCCAGGCGGAAGCAGGCGAAGCCGCGCUCGGUGAAAGUUGAAGAGGGGGAGGCCUCGGACUUCUCGCUGGCCUGGGAUUCCUCCGUGACAGUAUCAGGCCAUGGGUUGGAACUCCCUAGAAAUGUGAAAGUCCUUUGCAAAGUCCCACAAUGGUCCCACCCAAGGCUGGCUGAUGGCACAGGAGGCCUAGAAGGAGAGCCGGAGUGUGAUCGGAAAACCAGCCGUGCGCUGGAAGACAGGAACAGCGUGACAAGUCAAGAGGAGAGAAAUGAGGAUGAUGAAGACAUGGAGGAUGAGUCAAUUUACACCUGCGAUCACUGUCAGCAGGACUUCGAGUCUCUGGCAGACCUGACGGACCACCGGGCCCACCACUGUCCUGGAGAUGGUGACGACGACCCACAACUCUCCUGGGUGGCCUCGUCUCCCUCUAGCAAGGAUGUUGCGUCACCCACGCAGAUGAUUGGAGAUGGGUGUGACCUCGGCCUGGGUGAGGAGGAAGGGGGCACGGGUCUGCCAUACCCUUGCCAGUUCUGCGACAAGUCCUUCAUCCGCCUGAGCUACUUGAAGAGACACGAGCAGAUCCACAGCGACAAGCUGCCAUUCAAGUGUACCUACUGCAGCCGUCUCUUCAAGCACAAGAGGAGCCGUGACCGGCACAUCAAGCUGCAUACGGGCGACAAGAAGUACCACUGUCACGAGUGCGAGGCGGCCUUCUCCCGCAGUGACCACCUCAAGAUCCACCUGAAGACGCACAGCUCCAGCAAGCCUUUCAAGUGUACCGUCUGCAAGCGUGGUUUCUCCUCCACCAGCUCACUGCAGAGCCACAUGCAGGCCCACAAGAAGAACAAGGAGCACCUGGCCAAGUCAGAGAAGGAGGCCAAGAAGGACGACUUUAUGUGUGACUACUGUGAGGACACCUUCAGCCAGACUGAGGAGCUGGAGAAACACGUGCUCACCCGCCACCCCCAGCUCUCUGAGAAGGCCGACCUGCAGUGCAUCCACUGUCCCGAGGUCUUCGUUGAUGAGAACACGCUGCUCGCCCACAUCCAGCAAGCCCAUGCCAACCAGAAACACAAGUGCCCCAUGUGCCCCGAGCAGUUCUCCUCAGUGGAGGGCGUCUACUGCCACCUGGACAGCCACCGGCAGCCGGACUCCAGUAACCACAGCAUCAGCCCCGACCCCAUGCUGGGCAGUGUGGCCUCCAUGAGCAGUGCCACACCAGACUCCAGUGCUUCUGUGGAGCGCGGCUCCACCCCGGACUCCACAUUGAAGCCACUGCGGGGCCAGAAGAAGAUGCGAGAUGAUGGCCAGGGCUGGUCCAAGGUGGUCUACAGCUGCCCCUACUGCUCCAAGCGGGACUUUAACAGCCUGGCUGUGCUGGAGAUCCACCUAAAGACCAUCCAUGCAGAUAAGCCACAGCAGAGCCACACGUGUCAGAUCUGCCUGGACUCCAUGCCCACCCUCUACAAUCUCAACGAACACGUCCGCAAGCUGCACAAGAACCACGCCUACCCUAUGAUGCAGUUUGGCAACAUCUCUGCCUUCCACUGCAACUACUGCCCCGAGAUGUUCGCCGACAUCAACAGCCUGCAGGAGCACAUCCGCAUCUCCCACUGCGGCCCCAACGUCAACCCGCCUGAUGGCAAUAACGCCUUCUUCUGCAACCAGUGCUCCAUGGGCUUCCUAACUGAGUCCUCCCUCACAGAACACAUCCAGCAGGCCCACUGCAGCGUUGGCAGUGCCAAGCUGGAGUCUCCAGUCGUGCAGCCCACACAGUCCUUCAUGGAGGUCUACUCCUGCCCCUACUGCACCAACUCACCUAUCUUUGGCUCCAUCCUGAAGCUCACCAAGCACAUCAAGGAGAACCACAAGAACAUUCCGCUGGCCCACAGCAAGAAGUCCAAGGCAGAGCAGAGCCCGGUAUCAUCUGAUGUGGAGGUAUCCUCCCCAAAGCGACAACGGCUCUCAGCGAGUGCCAACUCCAUCUCCAAUGGCGAAUAUCCCUGUAAUCAGUGUGACCUCAAGUUCUCCAACUUUGAGAGCUUCCAGACCCACUUGAAGCUGCACCUGGAGCUACUGCUGCGGAAGCAGGCAUGCCCACAGUGCAAAGAGGACUUUGACUCCCCGGAGUCCCUCCUGCAGCAUUUGACAGUGCAUUACAUGACCACAUCCACCCACUACGUGUGCGAGAGCUGUGACAAGCAAUUCUCCUCGGUGGAUGACCUGCAGAAGCAUCUGUUGGACAUGCAUACCUUUGUGCUGUACCACUGCACCCUGUGUCAGGAGGUAUUUGACUCCAAGGUGUCCAUCCAGGUGCACCUGGCAGUGAAGCACAGCAAUGAGAAGAAGAUGUACCGCUGUACAGCCUGCAACUGGGACUUCCGCAAGGAGGCUGACCUUCAGGUGCAUGUCAAACACAGCCACCUGGGCAACCCGGCCAAGGCACACAAGUGCAUCUUCUGUGGGGAGACCUUCAGCACCGAGGUGGAGCUGCAGUGCCACAUCACCACGCACAGCAAGAAGUACAACUGCAAGUUCUGCAGCAAGGCUUUCCAUGCCAUCAUCUUGCUGGAGAAGCACCUGCGGGAGAAGCACUGCGUGUUUGAUGCUGCGACUGAGAAUGGCACAGCCAAUGGGGUGCCCCCUGCUGCCACCAAGAAGGCUGAGCCUGCUGAUCUGCAGGGCAUGCUGCUGAAGAACCCUGAGGCACCCAACAGCCACGAGGCCAGUGAGGACGAUGUGGAUGCGUCAGAGCCCAUGUAUGGCUGCGACAUCUGUGGGGCGGCCUACACCAUGGAAGUGCUGCUACAGAACCACCGGCUGCGGGACCACAACAUCCGGCCAGGCGAGGAUGAUGGCUCUCGCAAGAAGGCAGAGUUCAUCAAAGGCAGCCAUAAAUGCAACGUGUGCUCGCGGACUUUCUUCUCGGAGAAUGGGUUACGGGAGCACCUGCAGACGCACCGGGGCCCUGCCAAGCACUACAUGUGUCCCAUCUGUGGCGAGCGGUUCCCCUCCCUGCUGACGCUCACUGAGCACAAGGUGACCCACAGCAAGAGCCUGGACACGGGCACCUGUCGCAUCUGCAAAAUGCCCCUGCAGAGUGAGGAGGAGUUCAUCGAACACUGCCAGAUGCACCCCGACCUACGCAACUCACUCACAGGCUUCCGCUGUGUGGUCUGCAUGCAGACAGUCACCUCCACGCUGGAGCUCAAGAUCCAUGGCACCUUUCACAUGCAGAAGCUGGCGGGAAGCUCGGCUGCAUCCUCCCCCAAUGGCCAGGGGCUGCAGAAGCUCUACAAGUGUGCUCUUUGCCUCAAAGAGUUCCGCAGCAAGCAGGACCUGGUGAAGCUUGACGUCAAUGGGCUCCCCUAUGGCCUCUGUGCCGGCUGCAUGGCCCGCAGUGCCAAUGGACAGGUGGGUGGCCUGGUCCUGCCCGAGCCUGCUGACCGGCCCUGUGCCGGCCUCCGCUGCCCUGAGUGCAGUGUCAAAUUCGAGAGUGCCGAGGACCUGGAGAGCCACGUGCAAGUGGACCACCGUGACCUCACGCCAGAGACCAGUGGGCCCCGGAAAGGCGCCCAGACGUCGCCAGUGCCCCGGAAAAAGACAUACCAGUGCAUCAAGUGCCAGAUGACCUUUGAGAACGAGAGAGAGAUCCAAAUCCAUGUUGCCAACCACAUGAUAGAGGAAGGCAUCAACCAUGAGUGUAAGCUGUGCAACCAGAUGUUCGACUCCCCAGCCAAGCUCCUCUGUCACCUCAUCGAGCACAGCUUUGAGGGCAUGGGCGGCACCUUCAAAUGCCCCGUGUGCUUCACAGUCUUUGUCCAGGCCAACAAGUUGCAGCAGCACAUCUUUGCUGUGCAUGGGCAGGAGGACAAGAUCUAUGACUGCUCGCAGUGCCCACAGAAGUUCUUCUUCCAGACCGAACUGCAGAACCACACGAUGAGCCAGCACGCACAGUGAGGGACCGCUCGACAGGACACCUCUCCGCAGAAGGCUUGCCGGAGACGCCGUGGGGAGGGCCAUUUGAACAUUACAUCCAAUCAAAGUGUCAUUUGCAACCCAGAUGUAAAACUCUAAUGAUUUGGCCAUGAGGCGCUGCUAUUAUAAGCAGCUGGAAAUGAAUAUUAAUGGCAGAGAUUAAAAGUAUUCCAUGCUCAGUAUUUUUUAUUGUCCUGCUACAGCUAGUGUGCUUUUAGAGUUUCCGCCGAAGACUACAUUUCUAGAGUUAGAGAAACCCGCUUUUUGAGGCUGUUGUCCUUUGUUCCUUCAUGUAUUAUAUUGAUAGUUUUUAAAAAAGGAUUAGUGUGAUUUUUUUUUUCCUUUGCUUCUUUUUUUUUUCUUUCUUGUUUUUCUUUUCCCCCCUUUGGUUAACUACUUUUUAAUUGCAAUUCUAGGUAAUUGUGCAUCGUGAUGUGAUUGCUUGGCUAUUGUCUGAAUAUUUCCUUUUAAUUUUUUAAUUAAAGACUAAUGCUUUGAUUGGAUUUGCCAGUUCACCGGACAGUGAUUAAAACUAUGUAAUGAAUAUAAUCGGUUUCAGUACAACUGGAUGGUCUGCUUUUAAAUGUGACUUAAUCUGACUGCAGUAACUAGUACAGUUCAAUAAAGGGAAUCCAUGCGA
Messenger RNA from Manis pentadactyla (Chinese pangolin), 6007 nucleotides. RefSeq names its product zinc finger protein 423 (gene ZNF423). The coding region runs from base 1387 to 5349 and encodes 1320 amino acids. The record is from RefSeq and is a predicted model, not a curated record. Gene Ontology annotation, cellular component: nucleus. NCBI's taxonomy places the organism in Eukaryota, Metazoa, Chordata, Mammalia, Pholidota, Manidae. Gene Ontology annotation, biological process: regulation of transcription by RNA polymerase II. Gene Ontology annotation, molecular function: DNA-binding transcription factor activity, RNA polymerase II-specific; RNA polymerase II transcription regulatory region sequence-specific DNA binding. The transcript has 9 exons.